AUGUUCAAUCGUGAACGUGAGGCAGCUGUGGUCGUGGAAUGCACGAGGAUGGCAGAGGACCCCGCCUGCCUCAAAGGGCAAAGGACCCCGCCUGCCUCAAAGGGCAAAGGACCCCGCCUGCCUCAAAGGGCGGGAAAGGGGACCCAGUCCCCAUGCCUCAAACGGGCAAAGGAACCCGCCUGCCUCAAGGGGCCAACAGGGGACCCGCCUGCCUCAAAGGGCAAAGGGAAACCCCGCCUGGGCACGCAAAGGGAGGGCAAAGGACCGCCUGCCUCAAAGGGCAAAGGGACCUCACAGCCUCAAAGGGCAGGGGAACCCCCACCUGCCUCAAAGGGAGGGGACCUCACCUCAAAAUGGGGGCAAAAGGGUAGGGGACCCCGGCCUGCUUCAAAGGGCACCGGGAAACCCACCCACCUCCUCACCCCGGCCAGGGGCCUCGGACCUGAUCAAAGGGCAAGGGGACCCCACACUGCCUCAAAGGGGCAGGGGACCCCCGCCUGCCCUCCCCCAAAGGGCAAAGGGGACCCCGCCUGCCUCAAAGGGGCAAAGGACCCACCUGCUAAAAGGGCAAAGGGGAACCACACCUGCCUUCAAAGGGCAAAGGGGACCCCACCUGCCUCAAAGGGCAAAGGACCCCGCCUGGCCCAAAGGGCAAAGGACCCCCGCCUGCCUCAAAGGGCAAAGGCGGACCCCACCUCCUCAAAGGGCAAAGGACCCCGCCUGCUCAAAGGGCAAAGGACCCCCGCCUGGCCUCAAAGGGCAGGGGACCCCGCCUGCCUCAAAGGGCAGGGGACCCCGCCUGCUUCAAAGGGCAAAGGACCCCCUCGCAUGCCUCAAAAGGGCAAAGGACCCCGAACCUGCCUCAAAGGGCAGGGGACCCCGCCUGCUUCAAAGGGCAGGGAAACAAAGGACCCCCGCCCUGCCUCAAAGGGCAGAGGACCCCGCCUGCCUCAAAGGGCAGAGGACCCCGCCUGCUCAAAGGGCAAAAGGACCCCGCCUUCCUGCCUCAAAGGGCAGGGGAACCUCACCUGCCUACAAGGGCAGGGGGACCCACCUGCCUCAAAGGGCAAAGGACCCCGCCUGCCUCAAAGGGCAGAGGACCCCGCCUGCCUCAAAGGGGCAGGGGACCCCGCCUGCCUCAAAGGGCAGGGGACCCCGCCUGCCUCAAAGGGCAGGGGACCCCGCCUGCCUCAAAGGGCAGGGAACCCCACCUGCCUCAAAGGGCAGGGGACCUCACCUGCCUCAAAGGGCAGGGGACCCCGCCUGCCUCAAAGGGCAGGGGACCUCGCCUGCCUCCAAAGGGCAGGGGACCCCGCCUGCCUCAAAGGGCAGGGGAUCACCUGCCUCAAAGAACAGGGGGAACCUCACCUGCCUCCAAGGGGAAGGGGAACCCCACCUGCCUCAAAGGGCAGGGGAACCUCACCCUGGGCAAAGUGGGCAGGGGACCGCCCCACCUGCCUCAAAGGGCAGGGACCCCCACCUGCCUCAAAGGGCAGGGGACCUCACCUGCCUCAAAGGGCAGGGGACCUCACCUGCCUCAAAGGGCAGGGGACCCACCUGCCUCCGGGCAAAAAGGGCAUGGGGACCCCACCUGCCUCAAAGGGGCCGGGCGGGGAGUAA
Macrobrachium nipponense is the source of this 1620-nucleotide messenger RNA. Its product is annotated as basic salivary proline-rich protein 1-like. The record is from RefSeq and is a predicted model, not a curated record. Bases 1 to 1620 code for a protein of 539 amino acids. The transcript is spliced from 4 exons. Lineage: Eukaryota; Metazoa; Arthropoda; Malacostraca; Decapoda; Palaemonidae.